CCCAAUUAUAUUCGUCGUUUUCAUUCCCGACUUCUGUAAUUUGAUUUUGUCACUUCCAAUCGAUUUCCUGCCACCAAGUCGUUAACGAUGGCUUCGCAAAUUGCGAGACGCCUCCUUCGCCGCCGUGUAACCAAUGAAAUCUUCAUGACGACGACACGAAGCCCUAGUAUGGGGCUUUUCUCAUCGUUCGAUCGGAACUAUUCUUCCUGCUCCUCCAAUCUGAUCCGCGCCACUCUCUUCCCCGGCGACGGUAUUGGUCCCGAGAUCGCCGAAUCCGUCAAGAAGGUAUUCAGUGCUGCAGAUGUUCCAAUUGAAUGGGAAGAACAUUUUGUCGGGACAGAAGUUGAUCCUAGAACCCAGAGUUUUGUUACAUGGGAAAGCCUGGAGUCGGUACGAAGAAAUAAAGUUGGCUUAAAAGGCCCAAUGGCCACACCGAUUGGGAAGGGUCAUCGUUCCUUGAACCUUACCUUGAGAAAAGAGUUGAAUUUGUAUGCAAAUGUUAGACCAUGCUACAGUCUACCUGGUUACAAGACACGAUAUGACGAUGUAAAUCUUGUUACGAUCCGUGAAAACACUGAAGGAGAGUACAGUGGUCUUGAACAUCAGGUGGUGAGGGGAGUUGUUGAAAGUCUCAAGAUCAUUACUCGUCAGGCAAGUCUGAGGGUGGCUGAAUAUGCUUUUUAUUAUGCCAAGACCCAUGGAAGGAAGAGAGUAUCUGCUGUACACAAAGCUAACAUCAUGCAAAAAACCGAUGGUCUAUUUUUGAAGUGUUGUCGUGAAGUUGCUGAGAAGUACCCUGAGAUAAAGUACGAGGAAGUUGUAAUUGACAAUUGCUGUAUGAUGCUUGUGAAGAAUCCGACACUAUUUGAUGUUUUAGUAAUGCCCAACCUUUACGGUGACAUCAUUAGUGAUCUUUGUGCUGGUCUAAUUGGAGGAUUGGGCUUAACACCAAGCUUAAAUAUCGGAGAGGGUGGUAUUGCUCUUGCUGAGGCUGUUCAUGGUUCAGCUCCUGAUAUUGCUGGAAAGAAUUUGGCAAACCCGACUGCUUUGCUACUGAGUGCGGUGUCGAUGCUUCACCAUUUGGAUCUUACCGAUAAAGCGGAUAUGAUCCAGGAUGCUGUCCUGAAGACAAUCGCAGAAGGCAAGUACCGGACUGGUGACCUUGGUGGCUCUGCAACAACCACUGAGUUCACCAAGGCCAUCAUCGGUCAUCUUUAAAAUGCUGCAUUUGCAUAUAAAAUUCGAUUCGUUUUCGUUUUCGUUACACACAAACACUAAUUUUUCUUCAUUAAUGUACCAUUUGGUAUUGGAGUUGUGGGUUGGGAAUUUGACCCACAACAAGGUUUUUUUUUAAAAUUUGCUGAAAAGAGAGAGGUUAUGCAGUUGGCAUGGCUUCUAUGGGUUGCUAUUACUUGUAACUUAUCAAUAAACAUCAUGACUUUGAGUUCCCU
Messenger RNA from Cynara cardunculus var. scolymus (artichoke), 1451 nucleotides. RefSeq names its product 3-isopropylmalate dehydrogenase, chloroplastic-like. NCBI's taxonomy places the organism in Eukaryota, Viridiplantae, Streptophyta, Magnoliopsida, Asterales, Asteraceae. Bases 88 to 1218 code for a protein of 376 amino acids. Gene Ontology annotation, cellular component: mitochondrion. Gene Ontology annotation, molecular function: isocitrate dehydrogenase (NAD+) activity; NAD binding; magnesium ion binding. Gene Ontology annotation, biological process: isocitrate metabolic process; tricarboxylic acid cycle. The transcript is spliced from 7 exons. The record is from RefSeq and is a predicted model, not a curated record.